Saprolegnia diclina VS20 is the source of this 1326-nucleotide messenger RNA. RefSeq lists its product as hypothetical. The transcript has 5 exons. Gene Ontology annotation, cellular component: endoplasmic reticulum. Gene Ontology annotation, biological process: peptidyl-proline hydroxylation to 4-hydroxy-L-proline. Bases 71 to 1270 code for a protein of 399 amino acids. The record is from RefSeq and is a predicted model, not a curated record. Lineage: Eukaryota; Oomycota; Saprolegniomycetes; Saprolegniales; Saprolegniaceae. Gene Ontology annotation, molecular function: procollagen-proline 4-dioxygenase activity; L-ascorbic acid binding; iron ion binding.
GCAGUAUGGAAGGUUCAACGUACCUGCGUUGGUGGAGAAGUUGCGCCUCACUUUCAUAUCUGGCCGCAGCAUGAGCACGCGGGCCCACGCGCUCACGCUGCUUUUUGCGGUAGCCAUUGGCCUCUACUCGAUCUCGCCCCCGACACUCGUCGACUACAAACACCUCAUCGCGUCUCUCUUGGCGCCUGCAAUUCAUUUUGAGGUGGAUCCUGCCUUCAACGUCUCCGCGUGCAAGGCCGCUGCAGCGUCCCACUUGUCCAACACCACGUACGUCCGUGGCUUCCACGUUCUCUGCCUCGCGGCCACCGCCAACAACACUAUCCAAGGGCUCGUGUACGAAGACGGCGUGCUUGGGUACCCUUUGUACUAUGCGACAGCGCGCGACCUCGACGAGCUAUUCCGCGCGCUGCCAAAGUCGAGCUUGGAGGACGCGGACGCGCUGCAGUGGAAGCAGCCACCUCGGUUUUACGCCCCCGACGGCGACUUGCUCUUGUUCGUGGACCAGCUGCUUGCCUACAAUAUCGUCUAUCUCUUCGAAGGCGGCCAGUUCAUUUGGCCAGGGCUCUACGUCGGGCACCGACGGGUCGUACCCGACCUUCCGGGGGUAGGGGAUGUCGUGCUCGAGACGCUCUCGAUGCAGCCACUCGUACUGGCGGUCGACCGGUUUUUGCACAACGAAGAAAUCAACGUCAUCGUCGAGCUCGCGCUUCCCCAUCUCGCUGCCUCCACGGUCAAGCUCCAAGAUGGUGACGAAGACAAACCCGCGUCCGAGUGGCGCACGAGCUCCCAGUACUUUCUUCCGUCGUCCGAGAGUCCCAUCUUGGCGCAGAUCGACGACCGUGUUGAAGCGCUCGUCAAGGUGCACAAGACGCACCAGGAGCCAGUCCAAGUCCUGCGCUACGAAAAGAGUCAGAAAUACGACCACCACACCGACUACUUUGACGCCAACAUGUACGACAACAGCCCCGACUUCCAAGACUACCUCCAUCACGGCCACAAGAACCGCAUGAUCACGGUGUUUUGGUACAUGUCGGACGUUGCGGCCGGCGGGCACACGGCCUUUCCGCGCGCCGGCGGCCGUCCCCAGCCCGACUCGAUGACCGACUGCACAGAAGGGCUCCUCGUCGCGCCCAAGAAGGGCAAGGUCAUCGUCUUCUACAGCAUGCUCCCGGAUGGAUCGCUCGACCCGGUGAGCCUCCACGGCGGGUGCCCCGUCCACGACGGCGUCAAGUACUCGGGCAACAAGUGGGUCUGGAACAAGCCGCGGUAGAUAACGCAGUAGCAUAACCAGCACCCGCUACGUGAAUGCAUACAGCCAACCACCAA